Mus musculus (house mouse) is the source of this 4852-nucleotide messenger RNA. It is a transcript of the gene Csf2rb, whose product is annotated as colony stimulating factor 2 receptor, beta, low-affinity (granulocyte-macrophage). Gene Ontology annotation, molecular function: cytokine receptor activity. Gene Ontology annotation, biological process: cytokine-mediated signaling pathway. Gene Ontology annotation, cellular component: membrane. The record is from RefSeq and is marked validated. The transcript is spliced from 15 exons. Lineage: Eukaryota; Metazoa; Chordata; Mammalia; Rodentia; Muridae. Bases 346 to 3036 code for a protein of 896 amino acids.
GGAGUCAGGGAGGGGUGUGGAGGAGACCAUUUCAGGCUGAGACCUGAAGGGCACAUGAGAGCUGACUGGGAGAUGGUGGGGAGCGAGCUACUCUGGCAGAACUAAAUGUCAUGGGGCACAGAUAAAUAGGAAGAGCCUGCAACUCACUGGCACUUGGAGGCUCCCGAAGGAGGCUGCCUGUCGCCCAAGCACAGAGCCACAAAGGAUGCAGUCUAGGAGGGAAGAAUCACAAGCCCUGUAAGAUGAGUGGAGCCAAACCCCCAGCCAAGCACCAAUACAGAACCCCGGGACAAUGAGGACACCCCCCUGCCCAUAGCUUCCAGUGCAGCCACCAAAAGUGCCAAAAUGGACCAGCAAAUGGCACUCACAUGGGGGCUGUGCUACAUGGCACUGGUGGCUCUCUGUUGGGGACACGGGGUGACAGAGGCAGAAGAAACGGUCCCUCUGAAGACUCUGCAGUGCUACAAUGACUACACCAACCACAUCAUCUGCAGCUGGGCGGACACAGAGGAUGCCCAGGGGCUAAUCAACAUGACCCUCUAUCACCAGCUAGAGAAAAAACAGCCAGUGUCCUGUGAGCUCAGUGAGGAACUCAUGUGGUCAGAGUGCCCGUCAUCCCACCGCUGUGUGCCCAGAAGAUGUGUCAUCCCCUAUACACGAUUUUCCAUCACAAACGAAGACUACUACUCCUUCCGGCCAGAUAGUGAUCUGGGCAUCCAGCUCAUGGUGCCACUUGCCCAGAAUGUGCAGCCACCACUUCCCAAGAACGUCAGCAUCAGCUCCUCUGAGGAUCGUUUCCUGCUGGAGUGGAGUGUGUCCCUUGGGGAUGCCCAGGUCUCCUGGCUUUCAUCAAAGGACAUAGAGUUUGAGGUGGCUUAUAAGCGGCUUCAGGACUCCUGGGAGGAUGCCUACAGUCUCCACACUAGCAAAUUUCAGGUGAAUUUCGAGCCAAAGCUAUUCCUACCCAACAGCAUCUAUGCUGCCCGUGUGCGCACUCGGCUGUCCCCGGGUUCAAGCUUGUCUGGGAGACCCAGCAGAUGGAGCCCAGAGGUUCACUGGGACUCCCAGCCAGGGGACAAGGCCCAGCCACAGAACCUUCAAUGCUUCUUUGAUGGGAUCCAGUCCCUCCACUGCUCCUGGGAGGUGUGGACCCAGACGACUGGCUCUGUUUCCUUUGGGCUCUUCUAUCGCCCCAGCCCUGUAGCUCCGGAGGAGAAAUGCUCUCCGGUGGUGAAGGAGCCGCCGGGGGCCAGUGUCUACACCCGCUACCAUUGCAGUCUACCUGUGCCUGAGCCCAGUGCACACAGCCAGUACACAGUCUCUGUUAAGCACCUGGAACAAGGGAAGUUCAUCAUGAGCUAUAACCACAUCCAGAUGGAGCCUCCAACCCUCAACCUGACCAAGAACAGAGACAGCUACAGCCUGCAUUGGGAAACUCAGAAGAUGGCUUACUCAUUCAUUGAGCACACAUUCCAGGUCCAGUACAAGAAGAAAUCGGACAGCUGGGAGGACAGCAAGACAGAGAACCUAGAUCGAGCCCAUAGCAUGGACCUCUCCCAGCUGGAGCCAGACACCUCAUACUGCGCCAGGGUGAGGGUCAAGCCCAUCUCUAACUACGAUGGGAUCUGGAGCAAGUGGAGCGAAGAGUACACUUGGAAGACUGACUGGGUGAUGCCCACGCUGUGGAUAGUCCUCAUCCUGGUCUUUCUCAUCCUCACCUUGCUCCUGAUCCUUCGCUUUGGCUGUGUCUCUGUAUACAGGACGUACAGGAAGUGGAAGGAAAAGAUCCCCAACCCCAGCAAGAGCCUCCUGUUCCAGGAUGGAGGUAAAGGUCUCUGGCCUCCUGGCAGCAUGGCAGCCUUCGCCACUAAGAACCCCGCUCUCCAGGGGCCACAGAGCAGGCUUCUUGCUGAGCAACAGGGGGAGUCAUAUGCACAUUUGGAAGACAACAACGUGUCACCUCUCACUAUAGAGGACCCUAAUAUAAUUCGAGUUCCACCAUCCGGGCCUGAUACAACCCCAGCUGCCUCAUCCGAAUCCACAGAGCAACUUCCCAAUGUUCAAGUAGAGGGACCAACUCCUAACAGACCUAGGAAGCAAUUACCCAGCUUUGACUUCAAUGGGCCCUACCUGGGGCCUCCCCAAUCCCACUCUCUGCCUGAUCUCCCAGACCAGCUGGGUUCCCCCCAGGUGGGUGGGAGCCUGAAGCCAGCACUGCCAGGCUCCUUGGAGUACAUGUGUCUGCCCCCUGGAGGUCAAGCGCAACUGGUUCCAUUGUCCCAGGUGAUGGGGCAGGGCCAGGCUAUGGAUGUGCAGUGUGGGUCCAGCCUGGAGACCUCAGGGAGCCCUUCUGUGGAGCCAAAGGAGAACCCUCCAGUUGAGCUGAGCAUGGAGGAACAGGAGGCACGGGACAACCCAGUGACUCUGCCCAUAAGCUCUGGGGGCCCUGAGGGCAGUAUGAUGGCCUCUGAUUAUGUCACUCCUGGAGAUCCGGUGCUCACUCUGCCCACAGGGCCCCUGUCUACCUCUCUGGGCCCCUCUCUAGGGUUGCCCUCAGCCCAAAGCCCCAGUCUCUGUCUUAAGCUGCCCAGGGUCCCCUCUGGAAGCCCAGCUCUAGGGCCACCAGGGUUUGAGGACUAUGUGGAGCUGCCUCCAAGUGUGAGCCAGGCUGCCAAGUCCCCUCCAGGCCAUCCUGCUCCUCCUGUGGCAAGCAGCCCCACAGUGAUCCCAGGAGAGCCCAGGGAGGAAGUGGGCCCAGCAUCCCCACAUCCCGAAGGCCUCCUUGUUCUUCAGCAGGUUGGGGACUACUGCUUCCUCCCUGGCCUGGGACCUGGCUCCCUCUCACCACACAGUAAGCCACCCUCUCCAAGUCUGUGUUCUGAGACUGAGGACCUAGUCCAGGACUUGUCUGUCAAAAAGUUUCCCUAUCAGCCCAUGCCCCAGGCGCCAGCCAUUCAGUUUUUCAAGUCCCUAAAGCAUCAGGACUACCUGUCCCUGCCCCCUUGGGACAAUAGCCAGUCUGGGAAGGUGUGCUGAGUCUGUCUCCUCCCAAUCUCACCAGCAGCCUGGCACCGCAGCCUGUGGUCCUCAGCCUGAGCAUCACCACAGAAGCCUCUCUGAGUUCACACUCCUCCUUGCUCCCAGCCCUGACAUGGCAAUACCCCACCUGUGCUUUUCUCUUCCCCCUCUGUCCCUCUUCCCCUCCCUCCAUGCACCCCCAUCUCUCUCUCUGCAGUUUUCUGCCUUCUAUGGGAACUUCCUUCCUAUUCCUCUGACCUGUUGGAGUGGGGAUGAGGCCUGUGAGGGUAUGGGCUGUUUAGGGUUUACAAACCUGUGAGGCCGGACGGUGGUGGCGCAUUCCCUUAAUCCCAGCACUCUGGAGGCAGAGGCAGGCAGAUUUCUGAGUUUGAGUCCAGCCUGGUCUACAAAGUGAGUUCCAGGACAGCCAGGACUAUACAGAGAACCCCUGUCUCGAGAAACCAAAAAGAAAAAAAAAAAAGAACUGCUGAGGUCGGCUUGUCCACCACAGGCAUUGGUAAUACAGCACAUUUCUGGCUCUGUGUGAAAGGUGGGAGUCUCAGGUGAGCCCCUUGGGAGGUCAGACUGUACAAUUGGGCAGGCUCUUGUCGCUACAAGAAUAGACAUGGUCCUCUAUGGUUGUCUGAAACUCCUGGGGAGACCUGGGGAACCUUGUAGAGGGUACUUGGUACCCUCCUUAUAUACAGAAAUCACUGAUGUGCACAAAGCUGGACACAGCUAUGGCCAGGCUGGAGGGAUGAGAAGCAAUGGGAAGGCUGUGUGUCUAGAACUCAUGGUCUCAACUGCAGACAAGCUUAGUUGUGGAUCCUGGACAGCACACCCAGAUACUAAGUCUAGACAGCUGAGCUGUUCGUUAGUUCUCCCUCCAGAGCAAAGCCUGGAUACCUGUGCUCCCACCGGCCUCAGAUGAGGGUCUGCUGUGAGACUGUGGCCCUUGGCCAUCACCACCCUCUUGACAAUCCAUGCACAAUGCCAUUACCUCAUUCUGUUCUCACUGGAGUUGUUUGUUCAUGGUCACGUUUGCACAUGGCCUUUGUGUGUGUCUCGAGCAUUGGCUUUUUGGGUGGUAGCGAGGAAGUAGACUUGGAAGUUGAGCUCAUGAACAGUUUUGUGCUUCAGACUGUCUUUUUUGGAUGAGACUGAAUAGCUCUUCCCACAUGGCCUCUUGUGGGCCACACGUGUCUCCCCUGAGUGUCCUAAUUUUGUGCAGGAGGCACACCAGCUCUGUCAGCCAUUGCGUGUCUGCAUUGCUAUGAGAUGGGUUGCCGAGCCACACCUGUCUUUGGGUCCCUGUUUGCAGGGGUCUUUGCUGUAAGUGCACACGUGCCUUUGUUUAUGUUCUUUCUGGUUCCUUCUGUGUCUAAAGCCUUGAGUGAGAGACUUGGAGUUUUCUAGAACACAUGAUCUCUCUACAGAGUUCAGUCUUGAUGUGUUCUAUGGACCUGGAGUCAAUGGACAUUGUAUCAUUUCUUCACCUAUUUGUGCUCUGUCAGGCACUCCAUGAUCCACCAAGUCAUGAACUGGAUCUGGUCUGUCCUAUCCCCUGGCCUCACUCACAUGAUGGCAGACAUAGAAUGUGGCAGAUCAAAUGUCCCUUGGUCUCUGUUCAUUGCAGCAAAGAAAACCACUAACAUCUUGAGUGUGUUGCAGUGGCAAUGUUCAACAUCAGCCUGUCAAUACUUUCCAAAGUGACCACUCUAGAGAAACAAACAGGAGUGGCCUCCAUGUUAAGAUGUGAAUGCCAAAGUGCCUUGCAUAAGAGGAAAUAUUGUAAUAAACAUGUUUACAUACAAUAAAACAGCAAAACAAGGCA